Penicillium pulvis is the source of this 678-nucleotide messenger RNA. RefSeq names its product GNAT family N-acetyltransferase. NCBI's taxonomy places the organism in Eukaryota, Fungi, Ascomycota, Eurotiomycetes, Eurotiales, Aspergillaceae. The transcript has a single exon. Gene Ontology annotation, molecular function: protein-N-terminal-alanine acetyltransferase activity; protein N-terminal-serine acetyltransferase activity. Bases 1 to 678 code for a protein of 225 amino acids. The record is from RefSeq and is a predicted model, not a curated record.
AUGACUGGGCAAUUUGGAGCACCCGUGGAUAUGCAUCCCGCAAAAUCACCACCAGCAACCACAUUUACAGGCCGCACAGUCCGUCUCGAAAAGCUAGACCCUCGACACACCGAUGACCUCUACGAAAGCAUUGGACAGCACACGGCAGUCUGGGCCUACAUCCCCGACGGGCCCUUCCAAGACAAAGAGUCAUUCAUCCCAUUCAUAGAACGACUCUCUAAAUCCGCCGAUCCGUAUCUAUAUGCUCUCAUCGAUGCAUCAUCCAACAAAGCAGUUGGAUUUUUCUCACUGAUGCGCAUCGACCAGAAAAACCGGGUGGUCGAAAUUGGCUUCGUUGUUUUCUCGCCAAUGCUGCAGCGUACGACCGCCGCAACAGAGGCAUUCUAUCUUAUUGCAAAGGCCGUCUUCGAGGAUCUUGGGUACCGCCGGUUCGAGUGGAAAUGUGAUAGCCACAAUGAGCCAUCCAGAAAGGCUGCUGCUCGCUUCGGGUUUACGGCGGAGGGUGUCUUUCGUCAGCAUAUGAUGAUCAAGGGCCGGAAUCGGGAUACAGCUUGGUUUUCUAUGCUGGAUUCGGAAUGGCCUGCCGUGCGGGAGUCAUUUGAAAAGUGGUUGGAUGCGGCGAACUUCGAUGCGGAUGGGAAGCAGAUCUCUUCACUUGUUGCUUUGCGGGGGCAGUAA